CGCAGUGAGAAAAAAGCCAUUCCUGAUGAUCAUAAAGAUGACAAAUACUUCGAACGAAGAAAAAGAAAUAACAAUGCAGCCAAAAAAUCACGAGAUUCACGCAAAGCACGAGAAGAUGAAAUAGCAAUUCGAGCCAGCUUCCUUGAAAAAGAAAAUGCCAUUUUACGAGCACAAGUUGCCACAUUACGAGAAGAAGCUAACUCACUACGACAACUGUUGUUACAGAAACGAGCUCGGCAUUAG
Messenger RNA from Lottia gigantea (owl limpet), 243 nucleotides. RefSeq lists its product as hypothetical. NCBI's taxonomy places the organism in Eukaryota, Metazoa, Mollusca, Gastropoda, Lottiidae. Gene Ontology annotation, molecular function: DNA-binding transcription factor activity, RNA polymerase II-specific; RNA polymerase II cis-regulatory region sequence-specific DNA binding. The record is from RefSeq and is a predicted model, not a curated record. The annotation marks the transcript as partial. Gene Ontology annotation, cellular component: nucleus. Gene Ontology annotation, biological process: regulation of transcription by RNA polymerase II. The transcript has a single exon.